AUGAAUGAGAUAAACAAGAAUAUCCAGCUCUUGCCCAAUAACACAAUGUCUUACCUCUUCACUCAAAAUGCUUUCAAUACAAUGGGGACCUGCUUUGCCACAAUGGAAGCUCUUUUCCUGACCUCGGGUAAUCCCCUUAACUACCUGUGUGGCAAGAACUUCAAGCUAAUGGCUGUCAUUGGUGGGCUCAACUCUCAUAACUCCAAGCAAAUGCCCCAUAUCUUAAAUAUCUACAAGAUGGCACAGCUCAGUUAUGGCUCCUUUGACCCUGCAUUGAGUGAUAGAAUACAAUUCCCUUCUGUCUAUCGGAUAAUUCCCAAUGAAAGUCCUCAGUAUGUUGGGAUUGUUCAGCUGCUUCAGCAUUUUGGAUGGACCUGGGUUGGCCUUAUUGUUUCUGAUGAUGACAGUGGAGAAACACUAUCGAGAACUCUCAUUCCUUGGCUACACCACAGCAAUAUUUGCUUGGCUUUUAAGGAAAUUAUUCCAACACUGAAGAAGCACUGGGGAGAAAUAAAACAGCUCAAUGAUAAAUUAGAAAGAAUAAGUUCUGUUAUCUCAUCAGUUGAGACCAAUGUGAUUCUUGCUCAUGGGGACUCACGGUCCAUGGAGGGUUUACGAAUGGUUCUGUCAUUACAUGAAUUGGAUGAAAUGAAACCAAUAGAAAGAGUUUGGAUCAUAACAGCUCAAUGGGAUUUUCCAUCUGUAUACUUCAGUGGGGUAUUCACACCAAAAUCCUUCAAUGGCACUUUGUCCUUCACACUUCAUACAAAUGAUGUAGCAGGCUAUGAAGAAUUUCUCGAGAUGUUAAAUCCAACACAAUCUAUGUUUUAUUAUAUCCAUGGGUUCUGGUCUAAUGCCUUUGUUUGCUCAUUCCCGGCAUACAACAUUUACAUACCAGGUGCAGGAAAUUGUACUGGGGAAGAAAAGUUGAGGCUUCUCCCUGCCUCUGUGUUUGAAAUGGAGAUGUCUGGGCAGAUAUACAGUAUCUACAAUGCUGUUUAUACAGUAGCACAUGCUCUCCAUGCUAUGCUUUCAUCAAGAUCUCAGCAGAAAGCAAUGAGACAUGGUCAUACUUGGAACCUUCUCAGUGUUCACCCUUGGCAGCUUCACUCCUUCCUAAAGCACAUCCACUUCAACAAUAGUGCUGGGGAAGAAAUCUUUUUUGAUGAAAAUGGGGAGUCGGCAGCUGGAUAUGAUAUCAUCAACACUGUCACAUUUCCCAAUCGAUCCAUCCAUAGAAUCCGUGUUGGAAGGUUGGACCCCCAGGCUCCUGAAGGAAAGAAGUUCACCAUUAAUGGAACUGUCAUUUUGUGGAAUCACAAGUUCAACCAAAAGCUGCCCCAUUCCACUUGUGUUGAGAGUUGCCAUCCUGGACACAGCAGAAUAAUUCGACAGGGGGAGCAGACUUGUUGUUAUGAUUGCCCUCAGUGCUCCAAAGGAAUGAUUUCAAAACACAUGGAUGCAGACCAUUGCAACCUCUGCCCUGAGGAUCAGCAUCCAAACAAAAACCAGGAUCACUGCAUCCCUAAAGAUAUAAUCUAUCUAUCAUAUGGAGAGCCACUGGGGAUAAUUUUGGCUUUGUUUGCUCUUCUUACUACUCUGACCACCCUUUUGGUAAUGUGGAUCUUCAUUCAACAUCAGAAUACUCACAUAGUCAAGGCCAACAACUGGAACAUCACAUGCACCCUCCUCACAUCCCUAUUGCUUUGCUUUCUAUGUUCUUUCAUAUUCAUUGGAAAGCCAGGUGAGGGGACCUGCCUUCUCCGCCAAACUGUGUUUGGAAUUAUCUUCUCUCUCGCAGUUUCCUGUGUGUUGGCUAAAACCUUUACAGUUGUUCUAGCCUUCAUGGCAACCAAGCCAGGAAACAGGAUGAGGAAAUGGGUAGGGAAGAGGUUGGCAGUCUCAGUCAUCAUCCUCUGUACUCUUAUUCAAACUGUCAUCUGUGCAGUAUGGCUGGCAAUCUCUCCUCCCUUUCCAGAGUUUGACAUUCAAUCCCAGAUUGACCAGAUCAUUCUGCAAUGCAAUGAAGGAUUGGCUCUCAUGUUUUAUAUUGUCUUGGGCUACUUGGGGCUUCUGGCCAUCAUCAGCUUCACUGUGGCUUUCUUUGCCAGGAAGCUGCCUGACACUUUUAAUGAAGCCAAGCUCAUCACCUUCAGCAUGUUGGUCUUCUGCAGUGUUUGGGUAUCUUUUGUCCCAACCUACCUGAGCACCAAAGGGAAACACAUGGUAGCUGUAGAGAUCUUCUCCAUCUUGGCCUCUAGUGCUGGCUUAUUGGGUUGUAUCUUCCUCCCAAAAUGCUACAUUAUUGUACUGAGGCCUGAGCUAAACACCAGAGAACAGCUAGUAAAGAAAAAGAGUUCUUGA
Molecule: messenger RNA, 2364 nt
Organism: Rhineura floridana
Lineage: Eukaryota; Metazoa; Chordata; Lepidosauria; Squamata; Rhineuridae
Product: vomeronasal type-2 receptor 26-like
Exons: 5
Coding region: 1-2364 (787 amino acids)
Biological process (GO): G protein-coupled receptor signaling pathway
Cellular component (GO): membrane
Molecular function (GO): G protein-coupled receptor activity
Source: RefSeq, a predicted model, not a curated record